Temnothorax curvispinosus is the source of this 1417-nucleotide messenger RNA. Its product is annotated as cytochrome P450 4C1-like. The record is from RefSeq and is a predicted model, not a curated record. Gene Ontology annotation, molecular function: oxidoreductase activity, acting on paired donors, with incorporation or reduction of molecular oxygen; iron ion binding; monooxygenase activity. NCBI's taxonomy places the organism in Eukaryota, Metazoa, Arthropoda, Insecta, Hymenoptera, Formicidae. The transcript is spliced from 5 exons. The coding region runs from base 130 to 813 and encodes 227 amino acids.
UCUGGAUUUUGUUGUAGCCAUCGAACCACCUUAAAUUCUUAACGUAGUCAAGUUAAUAAUAACUCUUAUGUAAUUUGAUACAAACAUGUUUACAUAUAUUUCGAUUUAGUACGAAGAAAACGACUUGCAAUGUUGGAUCUUUUAAUAGCGGCAUCUCGUGAUGGCCUUAUGACUGAUUUAGAUAUUCAAGAAGAAGUUGAUACUUUUAUGUUGGAGGGUCAUGACACUACAGCAAUGGGCCUGUGCUUCAUUACGGCACUAUUAGCUGAGCAUAACGACAUUCAGGAUCGUGUCAGGAACGAAGUCGAUACAGCCUUACAAAAGAAUGAACAAAAGUAUACUAUAAAAUUAUUGCAAGACCUACCAUAUUUGGACAGAUGUAUAAAGGAAGCAUUGCGCUUAUAUCCCAGCGUGUAUUUUAUAUCACGAAUUCCUGCGGAAGACGUAAAAUUACAGACAUAUUUGGUACCUGCUGGAACAUUCUUGCAUCUUAACAUUUACGGAGUUCAUAGAGAUUCUAAUUUUUGGUCAAAUCCAGAAGUAUUUGAUCCUGACAGAUUUUUGCCUGAAAAAAUCCGAAAUCGUCAUCCUUAUUCGUAUUUACCAUUCAGUGGUGGACCACGUAACUGCAUCGGUCAACGAUUUGCUAUGUUGGAAAUGAAAGCGAUGAUAGCUUCUCUGAUACACAAUUUCUACUUAGAGCCCAUUGAUUAUUUAAAGAAUCUUCGGAUGCAGGUUGAUUUUGUACUUCGCCCUGCUCAACCACUUCGUGUAAAAUUUAUCCCUGUCUGUAAAACAAAUGCAAGCCUUUGAAGCGCAAAUAUCGAUUUAAUGAAAAUCAUAAAAGGCAGAGGAAAGGUUUUAUUUUCUUACAAAAUGAUUGUCAGCGUCGUAAUAAUAGCACUAUGCUCACGUGUCACAAAAUUAAAAUAUAAAUGGAAUGUAUUAUAUAUAUAAAAUAUAUGUAUCUAUAGUAGUCAGCUAGUGAUGACUUUGUAACAUUUACCAUCAUAAAACUCAAAUUAAAAUAGCGCUUAGAAUAAUCAAUGAUUCAAAAGAUAAUUUUAACAUGAAUAGAACUUUUUGUCACAUUUUGAUUUAAUAUCUAUAAAAAUAUUUGUAAAUUUUUCAAAAAAAAUUUUCAUAAGACUGAACUUAUCAAAUUAAUUCGUUUUCUUUAAUACUUAUUUUUAAAUUGUUGAAAUAAAGCAAUCCAAAUAAACGGGAAGAAAUUAUUAACUUACACAAAUAGUAAUGCUUACUGCAAAGUUGUUGAACUGGCGUCAGGCUUCUUCCUCCAUCUCUUCACAAAUGAACAGAACUUCUUCUCAUUCGCAUCACGAUGCAAAGUUAUACUAACCAUAACACAAAUCUGUAACUUAUGUAUGCGAAAAUAAAAAUAAUGUCUAAAAAUAAA